Messenger RNA from Paraphaeosphaeria sporulosa, 1014 nucleotides. Its product is annotated as glyceraldehyde-3-phosphate dehydrogenase. The record is from RefSeq and is a predicted model, not a curated record. Gene Ontology annotation, molecular function: NADP binding; oxidoreductase activity, acting on the aldehyde or oxo group of donors, NAD or NADP as acceptor; NAD binding. The transcript has 4 exons. NCBI's taxonomy places the organism in Eukaryota, Fungi, Ascomycota, Dothideomycetes, Pleosporales, Didymosphaeriaceae. The coding region runs from base 1 to 1014 and encodes 337 amino acids. Gene Ontology annotation, biological process: glucose metabolic process.
AUGGUCGUCAAGGUCGGAAUCAACGGCUUCGGUCGCAUUGGUCGCAUUGUCUUCCGCAAUGCCGUCGAGCACAACGACGUUGACAUCGUCGCCGUCAACGACCCCUUCAUCGAGCCCCACUACGCUGCCUACAUGCUCCGAUAUGAUAGCACCCACGGCCAGUUCAAGGGCACCAUCGAGGUCGACGGCAACAACCUCAAGGUCAACGGCAAGACCGUCAAAUUCUACACAGAGAAGGACCCCGCCCAGAUUCCCUGGAGCGAGACGGGCGCCUACUACGUCGUCGAGUCCACCGGUGUCUUCACCACCAAGGACAAGGCUGGCCUUCACUUGAAGGGUGGAGCCAAGAAGGUUGUCAUCUCUGCUCCUUCCGCCGAUGCCCCCAUGUUCGUCAUGGGCGUCAACAACGAGACCUACAAGUCCGACAUCGACGUGCUCUCCAACGCGUCCUGCACCACCAACUGCUUGGCCCCGCUCGCCAAGGUCAUUCACGACAAGUUCACCAUUAUUGAGGGUUUGAUGACCACCGUCCACUCCUACACCGCCACCCAGAAGGUCGUUGACGGCCCGUCCGCCAAGGACUGGCGUGGUGGCCGCACCGCUGCUCAGAACAUCAUUCCCAGCAGCACUGGUGCCGCCAAGGCUGUCGGCAAGGUCAUUCCUGACCUCAACGGCAAGCUCACCGGCAUGUCCAUGCGUGUCCCCACCUCCAACGUCUCCGUCGUCGACUUGACCGUCCGCAUCGAGAAGGGUGCCACCUACGACGAGAUCAAGGAGGCCAUCAAGGAAGCUUCCGAGGGCAGCCUCAAGGGCAUACUCGGCUACACCGAGGACGAUAUUGUCUCCACCGACCUUAACGGCGACAACCGCUCCUCCAUCUUCGACGCCAAGGCCGGUAUUUCCCUCAACAAGAACUUCGUCAAGCUCGUCUCCUGGUACGACAACGAGUGGGGCUACUCCCGCCGUGUUCUCGACCUCCUGGUUUACAUUGCCAAGAUUGAUGGCAACGCUUAG